This is a messenger RNA of Lycium barbarum (goji berry), 1731 nucleotides long. RefSeq lists its product as uncharacterized. Gene Ontology annotation, biological process: response to abscisic acid. The transcript is spliced from 5 exons. NCBI's taxonomy places the organism in Eukaryota, Viridiplantae, Streptophyta, Magnoliopsida, Solanales, Solanaceae. Bases 125 to 1354 code for a protein of 409 amino acids. The record is from RefSeq and is a predicted model, not a curated record.
CUAUCAUUGAAUUAGUUCUUAAAUUUUCUCAUUUGUACGAAAAGGUGAAGAAAAUUCUCAGACAAACUGACAGACAUAUGAACAGAUAAGUGAUAUAAGGUUUCAAGGCAAGAAAAAGACACAAAUGGCUCAACUUGAUCCUGCACAAAAAAAUUCACAGACAUCCAAAAGUACUCUCCAGUCCAACUCACCAACUUUUGGACAGCUUUUACAAGGAAAUGAAAGGGGUUGGGCAACAAGUACAUCCCCAACAGCUUAUUAUGACCAAGAAGAAUAUACACCAACACAUGGCAAGAAAUCAGUUAUCUCCAAAGUGAAAGAAAAGGCAAAGAAACUCAAACACUCUUUAAGUGGCAAGAAGAACCGGCAUGAAAAUGAUGUCCAUGAUGAUAACAGCACACCUUCAUGGGGUGUUACCUUGGAGGACGAUGAUGAUGAUGAAGAUGGAGAUCCUGAAUAUCUUGGCGCUCCAAUGUAUGAAUCAGAACUGGCACCUGAGCCGUUGAAAGAGGCUGCACGACAACAUCCACGAGCAGAUCCCGUGCUAUCCGAGAAACAUGUUCUUCCCAACAAUAUCAAAAGCGAUCUGGUUAUUGAACACGAUGAUAAUUCCGAGAAAUUCCCUGAUAGCCCCAGUAAAACCAUAACAGAAACUGUCACAGAGAAACUUGCACCAGCUUAUGCUGCAGUAUCUGACGCAACACACGCUAUUGCUACUAAGAUCUCAAACCUCACUCUAACAAACACCGAUAACAAAGAACCUGAGAUCCAAAACGUGCCAAAAACUGGUCAAUUUGCUGAUGAGAGUAAUGUGAAUAAGUUGGGAGAAAAUGUAGAGCAAAAUGCUAGUGCUCUUACCAGCCCAACACAAAAAUGGGACAAAGGUGUUUCAGUGAAGGAGUAUUUUGUUGAAAAGUUUGAGCCUGGUGAAGGUGAAAGAUCACUUUCACAGAUCAUUACUGAGGCUAUGAGCCCUAGGCAAGCAGCUUCCGACGAUAUAGGUAUAGUGGAGAAGAUGAAGGGAGCAGUAACAUCGCUUAUUCGGUCUGAUGAAUCCCCCAAAACACCAAAUAAUAGCAUCAAAUCAUCAGCUUCCAACAAUCCCAUUUCUACAAGUGCCUUAUUGUCUCCUAAGAGCACGAUUAUUUCCACUAAUGAUAAUUUGCCCGAGGAUAAUCCCAUUUCUAUGCCUCAUAAGAGUCCCAUGUCUACUACUAAUAAUGAACCUGCAUCAUUAGCACAACUUCCUGAAUUCCACAGUGCAAGAUCAUCACCACUCAUUCCUAUCUCCACCAGUGUUGAUGAAGUUGUUGAGGAGGAACAAAGCCAUGGAAGAAUUCUCCAACCAAACUGAAAUGGGAAAUGGUUACAGACAACUCCAAAUAAAGAAUCAAUCUACUGAUUCUAAUUUGGUUUUGUGAAUUAAUAAGCAAAAUAAAGAAAGAACAUCUAGCAUUUUGUUUUGAUUUUGAGAUAUGCUGCUGUUAUAUCAGCAGCAAGUUCUAAUUUGUACCUAGUCAUUAAGAAAACUCUAUAAGGAGUUUAGUAGUAGUAGUACAUUUAGAUGCUGGGAUUAAGGAUGGAAAAGCAGUAGCUGGCACAAUGACAUUAAACGUUGAGAUGUAUGUUAAAAUGUGUGAAAUAAUAUGUUACAUUACAAUAAUACAUUGUGGUAGAUUCUUAAAAUUGUCUUAUGUUGCUAAAUUUUGACGUCCUUUAUUGAAGAAUGUU